Messenger RNA from Ixodes scapularis (black-legged tick), 5233 nucleotides. RefSeq names its product coiled-coil domain-containing protein 43. Lineage: Eukaryota; Metazoa; Arthropoda; Arachnida; Ixodida; Ixodidae. The transcript is spliced from 5 exons. The record is from RefSeq and is a predicted model, not a curated record. Bases 49 to 741 code for a protein of 230 amino acids.
GGUACCUUCGGUAGGCAACACUGACACGACAGCUCCAGGGCAAUCAGCAUGGCGGCUCUCUGUGGUGAUUUCGAACUGUGGCUUGCUGACAAGUUACGCGCGCUCAGUAUUGACCCCGACGUGUUCGGAAGCUACAUCACAGGCAUCCUCGAAGGAACCGAGACGGAGGAAGAGAAGUCCGAGGCCCUCCAAGGCAUCCUUAGCGAAGUUUGCGAGGACGGAAUAUCGGAGGUUAAGGAUGAAAUCUUCAGCAAAUGGUCUGCGUACACCCAGAGCCCAGCGGAAGGGAAUGUUCGGGUGGACGACGAAGGGAAGUACAACGUCGAAGCGAAGCUAGUGAGUCUCAUGGAGGAACAGGCCAAAUCGGUGGUUCCAGAAAAAAGCGUGACCGUCGAAGAACAAAAGUUACGGCAGGCCAUACUUGCCCAGUACGCCGAGGUUUCCGAUGGAGAGGAGGAGUCGAGCCCAGUUCCGAAAGCUGCAGCGGUGCCAGAGGCUGUCUCUGCAGCUGCCUCCACAGGAGCCCCACACAAGGAGCAUUAUGCUCCCAAAUUGCUGGCGCGCAACACCAACGCCGAGACGGUCGCGCAUGCCGAGAAGGAGAAGCGUGAGCUGAGCAAACAAGAGCACGAACGCAAGAAGGCGCAGGACAAGCUAAACAGAGAGAAGCAAAAGCAGCAGCAGCAGGAUCGCAAGGACAAAGAGCGCAAACGCACGCAGAAGGGAGAACGGCGGCGGUAGCACCGACUUGGCGAGUCGAUCCCGUUCCACUUCUUGUUACUCCCCCGCGAGUCCUCCUAAUACUCCCCCUUUGAUGCCCUCUUCUCCGUUCCCUCCUUUGCUUCUCAGCGAUGUUGUGCUGCUACACGGUUGUAACGCGCAUCGGUGCCUGUUUAUGCGGUCGGUGCUGCCUGGCUGCGAGGUUGUUACGCCUUUAUGUGCUGUUCUGUUGUGCACACGUGUUCGUUUGCUAGUUCCGGGCAGUGUAGGCGCAGGACCCGGAUCCUCGGCGACCCUAGCAACAGCUUUUGCACGUCAGAAGUCUUGACGUCACGAGGUACUAUAAUAAAUAAAUGUGAAUUGCCAAGAGAAGCAAACUUUAAAACGAUUGCGAUUUUGAACUGCAGUUUCAGCAGGAAUGCGAAAAUUAGUCUGUCUCCUCAAAACGCCAAGAUUCGCUCUUUGUGCUCCCUCUUUUCUUUUGGUGAAUGUCUUGUUCUUGUUUGCCAUUCACUUGUGUGUCUUGUGGGUGUGUACGCAGUUAUCUCUUUGUGUAUUGUGUGUACUGCAGUUACCCAAGAUACUUUCCCCAUUCAACAUUUUUUUCUUUAUUUUUUUUUUUUUUGUGGUGGUUCAACUUGAAAUUUGUUGAACCGAAGCUACAUUAAAAGUUGGAGGGCAAAGUCUCUGCACGCAAAAGCCUCCCUAAAAAAACUGAAUGGGGAAGAAAAUAGAUUUCGGAUUUCCCAGAGUCAAAAAUCUGUCAUAAAGUCCGAGGUUCCACGUUUUCGGUGUUCAUUUUGACCAAAAUCUCCGAGCAGUUGUUUUUUUUACAUUUAUUUUCAUUACCAUAUUCAACGCUUUUCUGUGUUUCUAUAUCGCCGAAGAGUUGAUUAGUCGAUUUCUCGUACCUAUAUUGAUGGUGGUUUGUUAAUACCCACAAUUUUUUCACUAUCAGGCACGUCCAUGGUAUCAUAAAGAACUAGGAAUCAUUAAUUGCUUCACAUCAGCGUGUUACAAAAGAGCACGUUUAUGAGUAUAGUAUACUUUCUAAUUCCUGUUACUCAACUGGAUGGGCUCCUUUUUGUUAUAUAUUCUGUAUAGAACAUUCUCUUGGCACUCAUACUCAAGACUGGAAUAGUCAAGAUGUUCAGUACCAUGUUUAACAAACAUGACCAGUCGGAAGCAGCACUUCUUGAAAGUGAUUGCAUUGAAUGCUAUUUCUAGAAAUGAUGUCUUGAGGGUGUCAUUAUUACACAAAUGAACGCGGUAGACGAGUUUGUACAAAUCAAAGCCUACAGAAGCUCGAGUUCCAGGGUUGGGUUCAACAUGCGUGGUUUAAACUAGGGAGGCACUAAAUUGUUGUUGAAGCGCAUCUCGUGCGGUGGUUCCUAAGCUUAUCCGUGCAGAAUAUCGCUUGUUAACGAACAAACCUUCGUUUGUAAGGAACGAAGCUGCUUUAGGAUGUUGUGACUUGUCUGCCGAACCGAACUUGGCACCACUUGGUUCAGCGUCCUAAUGGUGCACUUCAACGUCGUUCCAUUUUAAAAGAGCUGCUCUAACACGAAUCAUGUGAUGGGCACAUCAUAAACGGGAGUUAUUUUAAACUGAUAAAGGUAAUUCAAUACUGCCUCCAAAGUGAACAAAAGCUCUACAAGUAGGCAUUGCUCACACAUCUACUGAUGGCUUUUUUAUUUAAAUUUUUUUUUUAUCAAAAUGCAACACAAAAAACUAGACCCCCCUUCCUUUUUUCCUUCCCACUUCCUGACGUAUUUAUUUAUUUAAAUUUAAAACAUCCCUCCACUGCGGUUAAGCAAUGGAAAUAAACUCCAAAAUAUAAUCUUUUUUAAAUAGGUAUUAGAUUGAUAAUGCAAUUAAUGCAAAGGUGCAAGCAAUCUGGACAAGAAUGAUAAUGAACCCUGGAGAAGGGGAACAAGAGGGUCAAAGGACAAACACAAAUCUCCAAACACAGCUAGGCGACUCCAAACACAGCUAGGUGGGGUAUUAGAUGGUUGCCAUUUUGGGGUACAUCGGUUCAAACCAAGUUUACGAAAAAGAACUUGGCGGGCAAUUCUUGGCCCUCCUUUGGUGAACACCGAGAAAGCUAAACCCUACCUAUGAAGGUGAAAAUGACAACAAAGUUUUAAUCUCUCGGUGCAUUUGCAUGUAAUGAUUUAAUCUUAAGUGUUGAACCAUAGCUGAUGGGACAUGAACCCAAUGCCGGUGAUCGGUAUGUAGGCUGAUCAUCCAUCUUUGAGAUUAUUGAAGCUGCAAAAGAAAAAGAAUGUUUCUAUUUUGUUUUCAGAAUUGACUAGAUGAAUGCUCGUUUUUGCCCCAACAAAUUGUGAAAGGUUGCCAACCAUUCGCAUGAAAUGUCAACCAUGUUUCACACCACUGUCAUUACGAUGGUUUGAAAACCAUUGCAAGCUGUUUGCGGUACUCCGUGGCAUUUGUGUUCAAAUAAGGCAGCUCACAACACUAAUUUUUUUUCAUUCAGUGUCAAUUUAAUAAUUAGUGGAUGUGUGAAGCCAGUGUUCAGGGCUGACUCUUUUUUGGGUGGAUCUGUAUUGAGCGAGUUACAUUUCCUAGCUGCUGUGUUUUUCUUUUUAGAGUCGAACCUACACAUUUGUACAUGUGAUGGGUGUACCAUUUCUAGCAGUAGUGUUUUAAAGAUGAAUACAAGCAUGGCCAUAUUUCGAAUCGGUUUAUCCUAUUGGCGCGGCAGUUGUUUCUAGACUGACGUGAAGAGUUCAUGGUACCACGGUGAUGGUUACUCUUGCCCAUGUUGGCGGAUUGCUGCUGGUCCUUUGCAAGAACCCGAAAGAGGGACAAAAAGCAUUUGGAAUGUGUGUCGCAGAAAAUAUGUAGACUAAAGAAAACUAUAUUUUAGAACUGCCCCAGUACUUAUGCUGCACCAUGUUGUCGAAGCGGAGACUGUUUCUCGCAUAAAGAGAAUCAGUUGGAAGAGAGGACAUUUGUGAUUCUAAAUUUCCCUUGCAAUGUAGGCUUUGGGUUGAUUGAAAUUUCUCAGAUCUUUAUUUAUUUUGUGUUACAUGCUUUGAGGCAGUUAGCAAAAAAAAAAGUGUUUUCAUCCUAUAUAUUACUGAUGUUUUCAUCUUAGCGUUCCAGCUAGUAAAAUCAAAUAGUUUCCAAGUGCAACCAUUGAUCUUAGCUGGCAUGGAGUGUUUUGCACACUAGCGUUAAAGUGGUUCAGUGAACUAUGUCGUGACCUUAAUGCCCCAAUGGACACUCGUUAAAAAAAAUAUUGCAUUGUUAUGGGCUUCGAGAGUGAGCCACGCCUCUACAGUAUACAGCACUGCAGGUAUGCAAAGGUAAAACUAAAAUGCCGCAUAUUUUUAACAUCACUAGAAAAUUUAAUCCCCAAACUUGGAGUUUACAUACACUGUGUUUAUGACUUUUUUUUUUUUUUUUUCCUUCUCUCAAGAGAAGGAUCUUUUUCCUGUUGUGCACAAAACAUGCAAAGCUCUCGCAGUUUGGAAGGGAGGAGGAUAAGAUGAUUAUCUGCCUUGCAGAAGAAAGUCUUUUUACCUUCUGUAAAUUGUAUGAAUGGAUUGAUAAAGGGUGCCAGGUCUUUCUUUAAUCUACCCAUAUGAGUUGCAGGCAUUUUAUGGUUUAGUGACGUAGAGAACGAAGGGGAGGGGGGGAGGGAGGAAGGAAGGUAUAGGGGGCAAAAGUCUGCCAAAAAUCACCUGCCAAGCGUUUUUUUUUUCUUUAGGGGCGGGUUUUUGUAUUAUAGAAUAAAUCUUACUCUGCAUUAAAAAACAACAACAAAGAUUUGAAAUAGCAAAGCAGUUUUGUGCUACUGGCAGAAAAGACUACAUCAUAAAAUCUAGGGGCUCGAAGUUACUAUCCAUUGUUUUAAAGAACCUACUGGAAAGUGUUACUCUUCAAGACUGUUACAUGCACAACACAGUGCGUCUCUAGCAUAGUGUGGUGUUCCCUGAAAAGGGUAUGCUCUCUUUUAAAGCCAUGGGUUUUCAAUUGUACCUUUCUAUAGCAAAGUAGAGUUGAGGUAUGCCUGUAAUACCAGUACAGGGAUUAGGGGAAUGCACGUAGCAAAGUGACAAACAAAGCUGAUCUUACAAUGGAGGCUUUUUUGUAUUUUACGCAUGCCAUACAGGAAUUGACAUGGCCCUAAUUCAUGGAACUUGUACCUCUGAUGCAUGGUCACACAUGUGUCGUGCCCAUAAUCGCGAAUCAACAUCCUACGUUACAUUAUCGAUUUUUGGAGCGCGUCAUUAAGCAGCGCUUUCGAGGCGGAGUGAAAAGAAACAGUCUCUUUCUUUUGAGUCCAGGUUGCGUUCGUCAUGUGAUAUUUUGGAGAGAAAACGAAAUGGGACCGUCUCUGUAGUCUGUGUACGUUUUGACGCAACCCACGUUUUUCGGCCCAGUCAACAACUACUACUACCACCUUCAUGGUGUAUUUUUAGUUGAGAGUAUAUUUAAGAGAAAUGAGCAGUUGCAGACAAUAAAGAAUCCUUGUCGGUUGUGA